This is a messenger RNA of Botrytis fragariae, 1068 nucleotides long. RefSeq lists its product as uncharacterized. The record is from RefSeq and is a predicted model, not a curated record. The coding region runs from base 1 to 1068 and encodes 355 amino acids. Lineage: Eukaryota; Fungi; Ascomycota; Leotiomycetes; Helotiales; Sclerotiniaceae. The transcript has a single exon.
AUGCCACGCAAAAACCGAGCCGUUAAAGCCAAGUCUGAACACCAAUCAAUUUCGCCAACUGAGCCAGAACCCGAGGCGCAACUCCGUGAAAGUCAAAUGAGCACGCAAUCACAAUCUUGUUUCAAUGAGGAAGACUUGGGACCCGAAGUUCAGCUCCGAGAAAGCCAAAUGAGCACACGGUCGUGUUCUGAUACCGAUGCAGCGGGACCAGAAUCUGAAAUAGGAUCCCUAGCCGCUUUAAUCAAAGAGUCCCAUGAUUACUUUAAGAAUCAAGAAGAAACGUUGUCUACUUGUGUUUCUACCCAAGAGGCGAAAUCUCCAACCAAGGACGACGAUGUAGAAGCUGAAGCAGAAAGUGCCCGCGCCUCGAGCGAUGAAGAUACUCAGAAUCAUGGACGGAGACAAGAAGAGCCGCUGGCUACGGGAAUCCAAACAUCUAGAACCGGCGCCCAAAUGGAAUUGAACGUCGAAGAUGAUCCGCUACAUAUGUCAAGCGAUGAGGUGUCUCGAAACCCCUUUCAGGAUCCCCCCAUGCAUCUAUCCCAGAACCAACAUAUUCAAAGCGGGGAGUCGGAUCCUGAUGAUCUCGACAAAGGAGGAAAGCCUGCAUGGUUUGCAGAAAACAAAUUAUAUUGGAAGACAGUUCACGAAUCUACUCAUCUCGUGGCUGAUCCAACUAUGAGCCCCCCUGACAAAUCCGACCCCGAACCUGCGUUGCCAAACCUUCACUCCAACACAGAGAAGCGACCCGAAAGCACAAAAUCUGCAUCCUCUUCUCCAGCACCACAAUACCAAAAGGUCCACACUACCGAGAUGGUUCGCUCAGAAACCACGAGAAUUAUACGAAGCUUCCAGCAAGAAAAGAUACGCAUCGAGACGGCAUUGAAGAGCGAUUCUGACUUAUCAACUUUGCGCGAAAGGGAAGAAAAGUUAGAGGAUCAUGAGACGAUACUGAGUAAUCUUAUUGAUGAAUUGAUGAUUGAGUUGAAGAAGACAAGGGGUGAGUUAAAGAGGAUUAGUAGGAGGUAUGGAAAAGCCUUGGCAGAUUUUGAAAAGGCGUCGGACUGA